Messenger RNA from Hyaloperonospora brassicae, 2097 nucleotides. NCBI's taxonomy places the organism in Eukaryota, Oomycota, Peronosporomycetes, Peronosporales, Peronosporaceae. The record is from the annotation of a GenBank genome assembly.
AUGACGCGGUCCAUUGCACUACGUGAAGAGCUGCAGACGGACGACGUGCAACAGCUGUGGGCUCUCGCAUGUCUGUUGGCGCAGAGGAAGUUAGUAGUCCAGACCGCGCAGUGUCUAGAGCCUCUCUGUGCACUUGAUUGCAGCGCUCGAAGCGCCGAAGAGCAAGCAAUACUAGUGCAGGCAAAUUCGAUGUAUGCUGAGAUUUGUAGCGCAGCGUGCAGCAGAAGCAAGAAGGCUGCGGAUCGAGAGCUGUGGACACGUCGCAUUGUCCAGAUCGAGAAAUGUAUCGAUUCGGUUGACUCUGCGGUUGCUCGAGGUGUUCCUUGCAGUCAUGAGAGCCAGCUGCGGCUACUGAAGGCGAAGUUUAUACUUCAGCGGCAGUUAAAAGCCGAGCGGUAUACAAAGAACCAGAAGAUACUGGAGAUUUUGACUGAAGGCUUGCAGGUCGCUGCAAGGUUCGAUGAUUCGGUUGCUGUGGGAUUCAGGAAAUACUUUGAGGUGAAGAUGAAGGCUUGCCUGGUAAAGAUGCAUGCCGCAACUGUCACGGAAAAGUGCGGUAAGGGUCGCGACGAUGUCAACAGAUUUGCGGAAAACUUGCGAUAUUUACGAACUGCGCUGCCAAGUUCAAUCAACAAGAGCUUUUUGUUAUGGCUGGUCGAAGCAACACGCCACACAGCUAUCUCAUCGUUCAUUCCAGGUGAUGUUGCCGAGACGCGUCAAUUAGUUGACUUUGGCCAGGAAUUUCUAGACCGAGUGUCCGUACAUGAACCGGUAUCUACAGACUUUCGUCUGCACCACCUAGUCAUAACUGGUUUCUAUUACUUACGAACGGGGGCGCUUACUAAACUGACACCGUUACUAAAGGAAGCUUACACAUGGGCUAACGGCGCCGAAAACGACGACAGUCAAGAGCGCACAGGAAGUACAAAGCACCCGUUUUUGAAAACAAUUCUGGACUCAUUGCGUGUGAGUGUGGUUGCAUCCUCUGAUCCGAAGGAGGCAUGUGAUCUUGCCAUGAAGACCGCGCUUUCGGCCCAAGAAAAUUUACAGGCGUCGUCUACUCAGCCAGCAGUGCGACUCGUGCUCAUCGCAACGCUAUUCGACAUGCUGUACGUCUACUGCCGCUUGCUGGCCGUACAAUGUCGGUAUGCAGACAUGGGUACAAGCAUCGUGCAGACGACCACACUGUUUACGACGUACAAGGUGGACCUAGAGCGGAGCAUACUUUAUCGUGUUGUUCUUGCACGUUGUCACACGUUGAUUGCAAAGUUUGCCACCGCCAUUGGAAAGGUAAAAAACGCUUGUGCCCACCUAAACUUUGUAGUGGAUAAGGUGCUUCCUGCCCCCGCUGUUGGCAAUGCAUCGUACCCUGACGCAUACUUGGCCGCGUGGGUUGACGUGCUCGAAGUUGCCACACACUGUUGCAAAGUGGAUACUUUGAAGUGCUUGACAUCAAGCAGCGGUGCGUGUAAGGGUGCAAGGAUAGAGCAGAUAUACCCCAGCCGAGUUUUGCUACAAUGGGCCGCUCGUGUUCUCACACUCGACGGAUUACAAUAUCAGAUGCGUCAGUGCUGCAAUGUUGAGCUCCGUGCCAGGCACGACCUUGCACUUGCGAAAUGGAUGUGGGCGACGAAAAGCUCAUCAAACGACAUCGAAGCAGACGAAAGUAACGUUGGUCGCACUGCACGCGAUUCGCUGCACACCAAGCUAGAGACACUUCGUCCGGGGACGUUUACUCUCCUCCACGAUGCGCUUCACCGUGUGAACACAAGUGUGACAUGCUGCGAGACGACCUCCGAGAUCAUGGCAUUGUUCGGACCGCAGCUAGCAGCUCGCGGCGAAGUGGAGCAAGCUGAAAACAUGCUGGAGAACGCCAUCUGCAUCGCCCUGCACGCCAAGAAUGUACUGCUACAGACGCGGCUUCUGGCAGACGUCUUUGAGCUCUACGCAAGCAAAGGACUAACCAAGGCGCAAGCAGCUGCUGCCGCAAAGUACGAGAAGAAGCUGGCAACUUUACAGCGUCGUGUCGCAGCAGCUCAAGCCAACGAGGCCACACUGGUAGCUCUACUGCGAUGGACUGUCGACGGGAGCACUUGA